ACAUUUGAAUGGCGCUGAGAGGAAUCAGUUGCUGUGAAUGAGUCAGCUUACUUAUGUAAAUGACCUUUGACGCGUUUCAGCUGGGGCCUCUGAGUGCACACGUUUCGCGACGUACGAGCCGGUCCAGUUUGGCUGCUUUCUGAGAAUGGACCUUGUGAAACACUCCGGUGGCUGCCACUGUGGAGCUGUUAGGUUUGACGUGUGGAGCUCUCCACACCUCCAUGUUUUUCAUUGCAACUGUAGUAUUUGUACUAAGAAACAAAACCAUCAUUUCAUUGUCCCCAGAUCCAACUUCAUACUUGUGCAGGGUGAGGAUCAUCUGACCACGUAUACAUUUAACACUCACGCAGCAAAGCACACCUUCUGUAAAAAGUGUGGAGUUCAGAGUUUCUACACACCACGCUCUAACCCUGACGGAUAUGGCAUCGCUCCACACUGUCUGGAUCCAGGCACUGUGCAAAGUGUCACAGAAGAGACAUUUUUGGGGGACAAAUGGGAAGAAAGCAUGGAAGCACACAAGACCAUCAAAGACAUGUCAAAACACAAGAAAGACAUUCAAGAGACCAAAUAAUUUUACUGUCAGUUGUUUUUAAUCAGCAGUAUGCCAGAAAAAUGGUACAGAAUGCCUUUUUUUGGAAACAAUAAUGACUGAACAAAGUUAUUUUAUUGGGGGGAGCAAGUAUAUUUAGGUCACUGAUUGUAUUACACCGGUGACCUAAUUAUGAAUCCCAUUUGUAUUAAUUAACAUCUUAUUCUAUUCAUAAAGAGCUGUGUCAUAUUUUGGUCACCUAAUAUAUUUGAUUAACCUUU
Messenger RNA from Phyllopteryx taeniolatus (common seadragon), 810 nucleotides. RefSeq names its product centromere protein V (gene cenpv). Lineage: Eukaryota; Metazoa; Chordata; Actinopteri; Syngnathiformes; Syngnathidae. The transcript is spliced from 5 exons. The record is from RefSeq and is a predicted model, not a curated record. Bases 146 to 571 code for a protein of 141 amino acids. Gene Ontology annotation, molecular function: carbon-sulfur lyase activity.